AUGGGAGGAGCUUCUUGGAUUAUCAGAAAUAGUAGUGGUGAUGUGCUCCUUCAUAGGAGAAGGUGUUUCUCUGAUAUCGAUUCCCUAGAAGCCAAGUUCCAGGCUCACCUUUUGGCCUUUGAGGGUAUGGUAUCCCAUAAGAUCAAACGGGUUCUCUUCGGUUCCAAUGCAGCAGAAUUCAUAAAUGCUUUGCAAAGACCAGGCAUGGCCCUCUUUCGCUUGGCAGGUAGAUGA
Molecule: messenger RNA, 234 nt
Organism: Arabis nemorensis
Lineage: Eukaryota; Viridiplantae; Streptophyta; Magnoliopsida; Brassicales; Brassicaceae
Source: the annotation of a GenBank genome assembly